AGUGGUCAAGACUGAACACUCAUCCCAUCACUCAAACAAGAGAGUUUGUGAAAGCCAAAAGCCAUAAAAAGGCCGUCUCAACUCCUCCUCCCUCUCUUUCAUUUCAGUCCCACUUUCACAGCUUACAGGCCCCAAAUGUGCAGAAUCAAAAUCCCAUCAUAGUAUCAUCACAUAGCAUUAUUCACAGGUUCUGAUUGGUGUGAAAAGGAAAGAACAGGGAGAAGAUUUUGGUUGGUUUUGUUGAUUUUGGGAGAUGAGCAAAGGACGGCCACCGGAGCCUCUUGAUUUUUUCAUUUGGACUGUUGAGGACGUUGGCUUGUGGUUAGAAGAGAUAAAUCUCGGCAGCUACCGCCAAAUCUUUAAAGAGAAUGGCGUAAAUGGAGAGUAUUUGGAAGGGAUGUCUAUGUUUACAACUGAACAGAUACUUCGAUUCAUAAGAAGGUGCCACAUGAAAUGGGGGGACUUUAUAACAUUAUGCAAGGAGCUGAGGCGAAUAAAAGUGGCUUGUUUGAAAGGAGAGCAAAAGGUCCGUCGACCAUGGUGGGCCCCAUCAUGCCUUUCAGUUGUCUUUGUCAAGGUGUCAAAGAGGAACAGGCAGUCAAGAGUGGUUUCAUUGAAGCUGGAACCUUGAUGUAGAUUUUGCAUGUAUGUACUUGUAUGUAUGUACUUUUGUUGUACUUAUCUUUUAGUGGAAAACAGGAAAGUAGCUAAAAGAACGAUUUCAAUGUGUCUUUUUUGAGUUCAGAGGGUCUCAUGGUAGGUUCUUCGUUGGAGAACUUCCUCGCGUCCAUUCUCUGAUGUAUUAUUUUAGUUUGUUCCUUUUUCACAAGUUUGUGCAAAAGAAUAUAUAUUCGUGACAUAUGGAACGAUGAUAAGAGAUUAUGAUUGACAUAUGCGAAUGAUGGUAAGAGAUUAUGGUUCUGUA
Molecule: messenger RNA, 925 nt
Organism: Coffea eugenioides
Lineage: Eukaryota; Viridiplantae; Streptophyta; Magnoliopsida; Gentianales; Rubiaceae
Exons: 4
Coding region: 254-631 (125 amino acids)
Molecular function (GO): protein binding
Source: RefSeq, a predicted model, not a curated record